AUGCCGAUUGAAAAGUCGCCGGCUCGAAACGGAGACCUUCCUGUUCUACUUGAUGGUGAAGAGAUACGGUUUUCGGAGCCCAAGACCAGGCUGUAUACCCGGCAGCAUCUCGAGGGCGAGGGUGUGCUGCACUUGACCACGAAGCGCCUGGUUUGGCUCGGCGGGCCGGGCUGUGCGAUCGAUUACCCUUUCAUCACCAUGCAUGCCGUCUCUCGCGACAAGAAUGCUUGGCCGGAUCCGUGCUUGUACUGCCAGCUUCGCGAAGAGGAGGCAGAGGAGGAAGAGGAGGAUGCAAACAUCCCAGAACUGAGAUUCGUCCCUGCCGAGCCAGCUCACUUGCAGGAGAUGUUCCACGUGUUCUCGGAAAUGUCUGCGCUGAAUCCUGACCCCUACGACGAGCAAGGGGACGACAGUGGAUCGGAACCGGAUUUGGACGAGAUGCUGGGCGGCCAGUGUCAGCCCCAGAACGAACUUGGUGUCAUGUGGAAUGCAGAAGCCAACGAUGCAGCCAUGGAAGAUGCGGAGGAAGACGACAACGAUGAGCGCAUGUAG
This is a messenger RNA of Symbiodinium necroappetens, 552 nucleotides long. The record is from the annotation of a GenBank genome assembly. NCBI's taxonomy places the organism in Eukaryota, Dinophyceae, Suessiales, Symbiodiniaceae.